Molecule: messenger RNA, 1960 nt
Organism: Miniopterus natalensis
Lineage: Eukaryota; Metazoa; Chordata; Mammalia; Chiroptera; Miniopteridae
Gene: IGFLR1
Product: IGF like family receptor 1
Cellular component (GO): plasma membrane
Source: RefSeq, a predicted model, not a curated record
GGAAGUGACUUAGGGCCCACCGAGUUGGAGGAUUCGGGCAAAAAUGGCUGAAUAUUUAGCUUCGAUAUUCGAGACUGAGAAAGACAAAUCGGGGCCUGCCGGCAUGGGGACCGCUGCUCCCGGCUGCACAACAAACCAACUUUCAGCCAGACCGUAGUGCUGCUCAACCUGCAUAGGAGUCCUCGGAACACCGCCCAAACUGCAAAGGGAUUGCUCUCUGAGGGACCGUUUGUUGGAGGCAAGCCGGACAGCCCUCAUCAGGCCACUCUCUGAUUCCACCCUACCCCCUCAGGUCAUGUGAGCGACGUGGAGGUGCAAGAACAUUAUGAUAACUUUGAGGUGAGGGUUGGCAGAGGUGGGCUGAGUUUUUUGUCGUCCAGGAACUCAGCUGAACACCUCCUGGUCUUCGCAGGAGGUGUUCAUGGAACUGCAGAAGUAUGGGGAUAUUGAAAAGAUGAACUUAGGGGACCACCCCGUGGGCAAUGUCUAUGUCAAGGUGCCUGCUUUCCUCCCAUUAGAGCCCAGAGGUAGAGGCAUUUCAAUACCUAAAGGUCACCACUGAAGCCUCAUAGCUUGAGGUCCAUCACUAAAUCCAGUGUAGCCCCAGAGCUGCUAACUAAUCCCCUGAGGUUUCUGAAUCUGAAUGCUGACCCUUACCGACUUCCCCCUCAGUUUCCGAGUGAAGAGGAUGCUGAUCGGGCAGUAGAUGAACUCAAUAACUGCUGGUUCAAUGGGCAGACUGCAUGCUGAGCUGUCUCCUGUCACCGGCAUCCAGGAGUCAUGCUAUCUGCAGUAUGAAAUGGGCCCAGAGAAUGUACCCACGGUGGCUUCUGCAACUUCAUGCACCUGCAACCCAUCUCCCGGAACCUCCCGUGGCCGCUCUGUGGGUGGGAACCCAGGUGCAGUGGCAAAGGUGCUUGGCCGGAAACCCUGUGGUCGUGGUCCCCCAGGCUGCCUGCUGGGAUGGGGCCCCAACGCCUCCUGUCUGCUGUGCUGUUCCUGGCCCAGGUGGUGCCUCAGGAAGCCUCCCAGCACUGCAGCCGGCUCGAGUACUGGAACCCUGACAACCUGUGCUGUGGAAGCUGCCUGCAGCGCUUUGGGCCACCCCCGUGCCCAGACUAUGAGUUUUCGGAAAAUUGCGGGCUCAAUGACUUUGGUGAUCACGUAACGCACUACUUCAAAAAGUGUCCUCCUGGGCAGUGCAACCCCCACAACGAAGAGCUAUGUAGCCUCUGUGGCGGAGGAGCCAGGGCCCCCAUUCCAGCGAGAACCCAGCCGCGCUGCAGAGAGAGGCCGGCCCCUGCUAAGGAGACCUGCCUUCUAAAGCCUGAAACAACCAGCAUCCUAAGCUCCCAGGAGCCCAGCUCACCAGCAAUUUCCAUCCCCUCACCGACAUCUGAGCACACCGUGCAGUGGCAGGCCCUGCUGAUCUUUACCCUGCCUCUGGUGUUGGUUCUGCUCAUGACCUCAGCAGCCAUCCUUCUGUUCGCCCUGCAGAGGCGCAGCCCCUACCACCCCUAUCCUGGCUUGCUUUGCAGUGACUCCAACACCUCUCAAGGCCCUCUGGAGACAUCAAAGACAGAGCUGCCAAAUCUGGCAUCACAGCCCCUGUCCCGUCUCCUGGAUGAACUGGAGGUGCUGGAGGAACUGAUUGUGCUGCUGGACCCUGAGCCUGGACCAGGUGGGCCACUGUCCUGUGGUACCACUCGACACCUGGCUGCAAGAUAUGGACUGCCUGCUGCCUGGUCCACCUUUGCCUACUCACUGCGACCUAGUCACUCGCCUCUGCGUGCCCUGAUUGAGAUGGUGGUGGCAAGGGAGCCCUCCGCUUCUCUGGGCCAGCUUGGCACACACCUGGCUCAGCUAGGACGGGCAGAUGCCCUGCAGGUGCUGUCCAAGCUUGCCUGACCUGGGGCUCACCCAGCCUAGUACUCUACAGUAAAGGUUCCCUUGAAAUAAG